GGUCCGUUCUCGUACGCGAGCGACGGCUAAUACACCAGUGCUAGCUGAAGGCUGAAGCCCUUGUUUCCUGUUGUCCUGCAGGCUGCGCUCCCCGCCGGCAACACAGGCAAACAGACUGCUGGCAAGUCCGAUGCUCCUGUGCGAUAAAAAGCUGGCCGAGAGCUCCGUGGUUGCUCACAAGCUACCCCCCGCUUUGCAUCGCGUCGGUGAGCCGCAUCGGUCGUAACUCCACCGCUGCUGAACACGCGGCGUUUUGGUGGUGCACCGGCGAGAGAGCACUCAACAAAAGGAGAGCAGCUUGCACCAUGCCGAAGAAGUCGAAGAAGAAGGGCAAGCGCCCAUCAACCAGCGGCGACGCCCCGGCCAAGCGCGGGAGCGCCGCGCCGCCGCCGCCGCCGCCCGCCGCCCCCGACGACGGCCCGGUCUUCGACGACGCGUUCGAGGACGAGUACAUGGAGGAGGACGUGGUCGUCGGCGACGAGGGCGAGGGCGAGGAGCACGCGCGGCGCCUCAUCGAGGCCGACAUGGAGGCGGAGACCCUAUCCAAUACCCGGGUCCAGGACCCGCGGCGGAACGCAAAGGGCGGCGAGCUGGACUUCGACCCGCGCGCCUACCGCAUGCUCCACCGCCUCGGGAGCGACUGGCCCUGCCUGUCCUUCGACUUCGUGCGCGACGCCGGCGGCGGCGGCCGGACGCGGUUCCCGCACGCGCUGCUCGCGGCGUGCGGCACGCAGGCCGUCGGCGACGCGAACCGGCUCACGCUGCUGAAGCUGGAGGGCCUGGGGCGCCUGGAGCAGGACUCCGACGAGGACGAGUCCGACGACGACGGCGACGACGACGACGACCGGCACGCGGACGCGACGGCCGACCACGUCGCCUUCGGGCACCCGGGCGGCGUCAACCGCGUGGCGGCCUGCGAGCGGGCGCCGGGGCUCGUGGCGACGUGGUCCGACCGCGGCGCCGUGCUGGUCUGGGACGCGCGGCCCGAGUGCGAGCGGCUCUGCGCGGCCGGCCCGCGGCCCGCGGGGGUCAUACAGCGGGGCCCGCUCGCGGUCGCGCAGCGGCCCGCGGAGGGCUUCGGCCUGCAGUGGCGCGACGACGCCUGCCUCGCUUGCGGCGCGAACGACGGCAGCGUGUCCGCGCUGCGCCUGGACCCGAGCGGCGCGUGCGCCGUCGACGUCGAGUGGGCGCCGGCGCCGGGCGCCGUCGAGGACGUCGCCUGGUCGCCCACGGAGGCCACGGUCCUCAUGACCUGCGGGAGCGCCGCGGGCGCGCUCCGCGUGCUCGACGCGCGGACGGCGUCCAGGGCCAUGCUGACCCGCGCGGACGCGCACGGCGCCGCGGACGUCAACGCGCUGAGCUGGAACCGGAGCGUGGCCUACCUCGUCGCGACGGCGGGCGACGACGGCUGCGCGCGCGUCUGGGACCUCCGGCGCUUCGGCGCGGCCUGCGAGCCCGUCGGCCGCUUCGACUACCACGCCGGCUCGCACCUCGCCGCCGUCGAGUGGGACCCGCACGACGAGUCGUCGCUCUGCACCUGCGCGGGCGGCGCCGUCGAGGCCGUGAGCCUCUGGGACCUGAGCGUCGAGGACGACGGCCAGGACGCCGGCGCGCCGGACGUGCCGCCCCAGCUCCUCUUCGUCCACCAGGGCAUGGACGACCCCAAGGAGGCCAAGUACCACCCGCAGAUCCCCGGCCUCGUCAUGACGACGGCCGCGGACGGCUUCAGCGUCUUCAUGCCGAACAUAUAAGUACAACAAACUAAUCUA
Molecule: messenger RNA, 1769 nt
Organism: Pelagomonas calceolata
Lineage: Eukaryota; Pelagophyceae; Pelagomonadales; Pelagomonadaceae
Source: the annotation of a GenBank genome assembly